Messenger RNA from Cylindrotheca closterium, 717 nucleotides. Lineage: Eukaryota; Bacillariophyta; Bacillariophyceae; Bacillariales; Bacillariaceae. The record is from the annotation of a GenBank genome assembly.
AUGAAGGAAGAAGGCAGAAGAGCAACAAUGGAGGAGACAUACAAGAGGCUCACAGAUAAACUUCGAUCACGAGUCGACGGCACAGGCGAAUCUACAAGUCCAUACUGGGUUGCCGUUGCGGGAGGUCCAGGAACUGGGAAGUCAACAGUGGCUGAAACCGUUUGCGACGGGCUUAACAAGAUGUCUCCAGAUUGUUCCAUCGUCAUUCCCAUGGACGGAUGGCACAUACCCCAAGAUCGCCUAAUGGAAGAAUUUGGGUUGGAGGAAGGCAUGCAACGGCGAGGUGCACCCUGGACCUUUGACUGUGACCUCCUGUACGAACAACUAGCGGAUGCGAAGAAGAAUUCGAAAGCAUCACUCCCCAUGUACAGUCGAGAGAUUUCAGAUCCAGUCCCUGACAAAGUCAUGUUGGAGCCACAUCACAAGGUUGUGUUCAUAGAAGGAAUAUAUAUGCUGUAUAAGGAUGAUGAAGAGAAAAAAUGGAACCGUCUAUUUGAUCUAUGGGACGAAAAAUGGUUCAUCCAAUGUCCGUCUAGAGAAGAUCAAAUUGAACGUCUUGUCGGUCGAUCUUUGAAGACCUGGACAGACAAGAAGGCAAAGCUUUGGGGAGAAGGACGAGCGGGUGCACAGGCAAGGGUGGAGUUCAAUGAUCUCAAGAAUGCAGAUAUGGUUCGACACUGCAAUCAAUUUGCCGAUGAAGUCAUUGUGACGCAUUAG